Messenger RNA from Lodderomyces theae, 1395 nucleotides. RefSeq names its product mitochondrial 54S ribosomal mL58 domain-containing protein (gene FUR1). The transcript is spliced from 3 exons. Gene Ontology annotation, molecular function: structural constituent of ribosome; RNA binding. NCBI's taxonomy places the organism in Eukaryota, Fungi, Ascomycota, Pichiomycetes, Serinales, Debaryomycetaceae. The coding region runs from base 1 to 1395 and encodes 464 amino acids. The record is from RefSeq and is a predicted model, not a curated record. Gene Ontology annotation, cellular component: mitochondrial large ribosomal subunit.
AUGAUAAGGCUUUCAAUACGCAGGUUGCAUAGCACGCCCAAAGACAUCCCAUACCAAGCCACCCCACAAGGUAAAUUCAAUCCCAAACGAUCAGCAUUUAAUUUCAAACCCAAGCCAAUAGACGGAUUAGUACACAAUCCACCUGCAGCUAUACUAAAGCCAUCAAUGCAAACUCCAUACAUAUUCCUUCCAGAAAAUGACCCCAGGCGAGAACUUGCGAAACAAUACCGACUUUCAGAAGAUGUCGUUGCUGACAUGCCUGUAAUAAGGGCAUUCAAAGCUCCGCAUGAGAGAGAGUACACCGUGACAAAGGAAGUUGUUGAUCAUAUUAAGCAAUUGCGAAAUGAAGACCCCGAACGUUGGAAUUUGAAAGAGCUCAGUAAGAAGUUUGAUAUCGAGUUAUCGAAACUCGUACAUUUCCUUAAAAGCGAUUUACAGAAACAAAGUAAGAACCAGGACGUCUCGGGUAUGCCCAAGUAUCUAUUAGACAGAGAAAAGAGAAGACAGAUACAAAAUCAGAGACAGAAUAGGAGGAGAAAUCAAAACAAUGACAGGCCCAAAUCUGAGGGUCCAAAGAGGGAAGCUAUACUAGAUUUAAACAAGUAUAAAGACGAGGAGAUUAGAGUGAGGUUCGUUGGUGGACGACAAGUAACAGGAAUACUCAAGGGAUACGACCAAUUGAUGAAUUUGGUCUUGGAAGAUGUCAAAGAGCAAGUCAGAGAAGUGAGAUUCCCAGAGAUGUCAGUUCCCAAGGAAGUUAAUAAGAAUGUAAUUUUGCUCCCACAAACAAAUCAGCUAAUUGGACUUUACAGCAUCAUCCGUGACCAAAACACAAAGAGAGGGGACUUUGUAUUUUACUCGGAUCGUAUCAUUCGACUUUUGGUUGAAGAGGGAUUGAACCAAUUGCCAGUGGAGGAAUGUACCAUUGAAUGCCACGGCGGUCAUGAGUACAAAGGGGCCAGGUUUUUGGGCAAGAUCUGUGGUGUAUCUAUUGUGAGAGCUGGUGAAUCGAUGGAGAUGGGACUAAGAGAUUGCUGUCGAUCGGUGAGAAUUGGAAAAAUCUUGAUCCAAAGAGAUGAAGAAACUGCUUUGCCUAAAUUAUUUUAUGAGAAAUUACCAGAAGACAUUAGUGAACGGUAUGUGUUUUUACUAGACCCAAUGUUGGCUACUGGGGGGUCAGCAAUGAUGGCUGUUGAAGUAUUACUCGCGAGAGGAGUCAAGAUGGAGAGAAUAUUCUUUUUGAACUUGUUGGCUGCCCCAGAGGGAAUACAAGCGUUCCAUGAGAAAUAUCCCGAUGUAACAAUCAUAACCGGAGGAAUCGAUGAGAAACUUGAUGAUGACAAGUACAUUGUUCCUGGGUUGGGUGAUUUCGGUGAUAGAUAUUAUUGUAUAUAA